This is a messenger RNA of Pseudogymnoascus destructans, 660 nucleotides long. RefSeq lists its product as uncharacterized. The record is from RefSeq and is a predicted model, not a curated record. The transcript has a single exon. NCBI's taxonomy places the organism in Eukaryota, Fungi, Ascomycota, Leotiomycetes, Thelebolales, Thelebolaceae. Bases 1 to 660 code for a protein of 219 amino acids.
AUGUUACGCCGCAUCCGCGGUAAUGAAAGUGCCAGUGUGUACUACUGUUUGAAACGCCUCGAGCAUGCCAAAAUCUACCUUAAUGCACCGACCAUCAAAGAUGAAAUGACGGCACUAUAUACCAAUAAUUUGCGCCACGCGGCGGAAUUGCAGCGGCUCUAUUCAAGAGAUCGCCCGAGAACACGAGAAAUUCCUCUCGAAAAACUUCCGGGUCUCGCAAUUGCGAUGAUUCAUGACCCGUCGUGCAAUCCAAGGGAUAUAUUUGACCUAUUUGGGGGAUUUCGGAUCUGGAAGGAAACACACACAAACUGGGCGAGAAUACGCUUAGUGGAGAAGAUGGCUUUCGAAUUUUCGCAGGUCGACUUCAUCUCGAACAGAGUUGCACUCAGGAAUGUCGCAUGGUGCAUUCGGUACUUACACCAACAUAAAGUCCCCAUAUCCAGGCUCGUUAUUCGUGUGUUAACUGAUAUUGGCAUCGAGGGGAAUAUCAUAGAGAAGGGGUCGGUUAGCCGCGGCAGGUUACAAUGGGUCCUAGGCAUUAUUGAGCGAACGGAGGGUAAAGUGGUUGCGGAAAGAAUAGAAGCAGUCGUCGUUAACGCACUACACCAAGAAAGGGAGCGAAGAGCUCGAGAAGAUUGUGUGAGGAUAGAGGACCUAUAG